This is a messenger RNA of Prunus dulcis (almond), 2785 nucleotides long. RefSeq lists its product as uncharacterized. The transcript is spliced from 2 exons. Bases 336 to 2642 code for a protein of 768 amino acids. The record is from RefSeq and is a predicted model, not a curated record. Lineage: Eukaryota; Viridiplantae; Streptophyta; Magnoliopsida; Rosales; Rosaceae.
AUUAAAUUAAAUGGUAAGAUAGAUGAAAUCCCCAACGGCUAAAGCCACAGAGAAACCAUUUUGAAAUUGUCUCGAGCAAAGACAAAGGACCACCAUCACCAAGUCUUUCCCUUAGCCUCAUCUCUUCUAAUAUAAUUCAAAACCCCACCUUUCUUUGUCUUGCCGUUUUCUCUUUAGGAUUUUCAUCCAAUAUUGGGUUGUUUCUUCUUGUGUGAUUUGAUUUACCCAGAUUAGAUUAGAUUAAAUUUUCAAUCUUUCGACAUCAAAACAUCAAUUUCUGUUCUCUGUUGGUUGAGUUUAGGCUUGAACCCCAGAUACCCACAAGCUCAUUCUCCAUGGGUACUUGUUUUAGCAAGAAGAAGAGGAGCUCCUCUCCUCUUCCUCUUCCUCUUCCUCUUCCUCCCCCUGCUGCUACUGGUUAUGGCUAUGUAGUGGGUGAAGAUCCAAAUGAUAACAAGAACAAGCCCAAAUCGGUUUCGGUAGUAGCAGAGCCAGGUCGGGUUGAAAUGAAGGCGAAGAAGCCAGAACGAAAACAAGAACAAAUUGAAGAAGAAAAAGAAGAUCAAGAAACCCAAGUCCAAGUGAAGAAGGAGGUAUUCAUCAUCAAACACCGCAAGAGCCACGACGGUAGAGGAGACAGAGAUUGCGGAAAAAGCCCACUUCCCCAAAAUCAAAUCCAACAACAACCAUCAGUAUCAGAUGGGGGGGCUGAUGUUGCUGCUGCCUCUGCUUCUGCUUCUCCUCCUACACCUCAGAUUGCAAAUAGUACCACCAAGACUGGCACUUGCAAUGAAUUGGUGGAUGACGUUGACAAGGUUGUGAAGCGGGUGAGGACACAGAGCUGCAACAAAGAAGAACUGGACGCCAUUCUUCUACAGUGUGGAAGGCUCAGCCGCAGCAACUCUUCUGGGCACAAUCGAAGGUAUUCUGGUUCGAAGAGGAGCUAUGACUUUGAUGCUGUAGAUGGUCAUGUCAAUGUCAAUGAAAUUUGUCAUGAGGAUGCUGAUGCUGAUGGGAUGUCUGCAGCGGACAAAAUCCAUCGCCACCGCCAGUCCUCGAGGUCAAGGCCUUCUUCUCCUUCUUCUCAAGGGAGGAGGAGGAGGAGAACUCCAAGCAGAGAAAGAAACCAGCAGCAGCAGCAGCAGCGAUCCAGCAGCAGAGAGAGACGAACUAGUCGAUCCCCGAGCAAGCGCUCAUCUUCCCAACAAAACCCCUCUGCUUCUUCUUCUUCUAAUGCUAAUGCCAAUGCCAAUGGGAAUAACAGGCCAGGAAAGAUGGUUUCGGUCCCUGCUGCCGCCAUUUCUUCCGUGGCGACGAUGGAGAAGACAACCCACAUUAACAAUGGAGAAUCUGCAGCUACCAUCAAGCGGGUUUCGGUGAAGAGAAAUGUUGGAUCUCCCCGUGCUCAAUCUCCUGCUAGAGCAAAUGCUAGAGGGGCUCCCAAUGAGGGUCAGCAGCAGCAACAACAACCUUCACUUAGCCGCAGCUCUUCAAGAAAAGCAGAGCAAUCGCCCUACAGAAGGAACCCAUUGGCUGAGAUUGAUCCUAACUCCCUUGCCUAUCAACAAGCGCAUACCAACAACAGAACCAAAAGGGAAAUCCAGAAUGAAGAGGACAUUCCUGUCAAGGAACCCACCAAUCUAAUGAAUCCGGCGCCAAUGCAAAAACCGAAUCUCGAAAUUAACAAUAACAGAACCGUUCCCCAUGGUGUUAACUACAUAACCAGCGGCACAAGUACAAUGGACAGCAACAAGGCUAUGAGUGCAAACUGCUCAUCAAAGGAAAGGCAGCAGAAUGUUCCAGCGGAAGAGGCUAAGGGACAGCCACAAGGGAAACCCCAAACAUUAACAAGAAGCAGGUCCUCUAGGCUAUCCAGAGACCUAGACUUCGAUCCUGAAACAGCCACCCUUUCGAAUCCUGCUGCGCCGUCUUUAUAUACUUCAUUAUUGCUCCAAGACAUACAUAAUUUCCACCAGCAGAACACCCCUAAUGUAGUCUCAGUCCCUCCGUGUGUAACCAAGGCUUGCUCCAUCCUAGAAGCAGUUGCCGACCUCAACUCUGCAACGAAAAGCACCCCUACAGAUCAAAUAAACAAGAAAACUACUUCUGGUUCCGGCUACAAUUGUUCACUGAAUACUAAUUAUAAUGUUGUUGGGAAGAGCAUAGCAGAUCAGCCCAAAGACCCUUUUGUGGAGUCUGAGGUAGUUGUCAAUGAUGAUCUAAUGGAACCAAGCUUCCACAAGUAUGUGACAGUGAGAAGGGGCACUGGUGCAUUGGAAGGAGGGGCCCUACUAGAUAUGGAGGACCAAGAAUCUUCUGGCAGCAACAGCUUUGUGAGUGGCACUUCUCAUUCUCAACAGCAUCACUGGGGCUUGUCUUCUUCUUCGUGGGAACCAAAUUCAGCUGAUUCCACCGAUAGCUGGACCUCAAGAUCCAACACCAGAGAGGAGGGUCCCAAUCACAGAAUAACUCCGCUGAGUUUUGAUGUGGAUGAAGCUGCCAGGAGGAGAUUGAGUGGGAGAAAGAGAGACUCUGAUGACCAUAACCAGCGGAGCGGUGGGAUUGGACGUGGCAGGCUCGCUGCAACUAACACUAAAGGGCUUCACACAAUUCCAGGUGUUGCAGCUGCAGCAUCCAUGUAAAUGUAGUGCAAGGCUUUUUUACUAUUCAUUCAGAUUUGUACCUUUCAAUUUAAGGAACUCUCUAGAUUCCAUUGUUGUUGGUAGUUGCACACUUGCAACGUUUUUUAAUUGAAGCCGUCAUCAGUUUCUGAUUUUCCUUCAAA